Colletotrichum godetiae is the source of this 1689-nucleotide messenger RNA. RefSeq lists its product as uncharacterized. Gene Ontology annotation, molecular function: GTP binding. The record is from RefSeq and is a predicted model, not a curated record. The transcript has 2 exons. The coding region runs from base 1 to 1689 and encodes 562 amino acids. Gene Ontology annotation, cellular component: mitochondrion. NCBI's taxonomy places the organism in Eukaryota, Fungi, Ascomycota, Sordariomycetes, Glomerellales, Glomerellaceae.
AUGAGCAGUAGGCCGACUUACAACUCAUGGCUUCCCCAACCCGAUGCCGACGGCUGGUAUGAUGGACGGAAACACCCAAGACGACUGGAAGAAUUCGACAACGGGAAGACUGCUCGGUCGGGGGAAAAAGAGGACCAGCGCGGCGGCCGGUCUAGCACCAGGCCUUCGCCGUCUCCGCGGUCAGGAGGCGCACCCGACAGACGACCCGGCGGCGAUUUCAUCUCAAGAAAUUCUAGAGAUGCGCCCCGUAAUGAUCGUGGGCGGGGUGAGAGGUUUUCAGCGUCACUGCCCAGGAGGAGCCCUCCCCGGCCAAGAAGACUAUCCAAGGACGACGGACCGCCGGCACCUAAGAGGAAAGGCGGCGGUUUUGUACUGAUGCCAAAACUAUCCCAAGAAGAACUGGACAAGAUCAGCAAUCACAAGGACGUCUGGGAAUCCAGAUCCCUCUACUUCAUCCCCCCAAAGAGAUCAAAAGAACACCAGCAACCCAUCCGCCAACCCAAACCGCCAAGACCCGAACCUCCAUCCCGAAGAAACCGCGACGCAACCAUGAUCGCAAGCCCAGAGUCCAUCAAAGCAGCGAUCCAAAUCUCAGAAAAGGACCUCCGCCUAGCCCGAAGACCGCCCCCACCGGCCCCUGAAAUCGAACUCCAAGGCGACGGCGGCACCAUCGUCGCAGACCCCAUCGCCAACGACGACAUCCUCCCGCACGCCCUCGCCGCGCGCUUCUUCUUGUCUCCGCCCGCGACGUUCCUGUACUCGGCCUUUCGCCUCAAACACCACCCGCUCAACACCACCACCCCCGAGAUCUGCGUCGUCGGCGCCAGCAACUGCGGGAAAUCAUCCUUCAUCAACGCUCUUACUGGCGCGGCGUCGCUCGCCAAAAUAAGCGACCGCGCGGGCAAGACGGUCUCCAUGAAUGCCUACGGCGUGGGGCCGCUGACGGGCCUUCCCUUUCGGAAACCAGUCGCCUCCCCCUCUUCAGCCGAGGGCGGUAGUGGUGGCGCCACAAAGGAAGAGAAACCAGAACACGGCAUAAUCCUCGUCGACACCCCAGGCUACGGCUACGCCUCCCACGAAGAAUGGGGCCACGAAAUCGUCGAAUACAUCAACAAGCGCACCAUGCUCCGCGGCAUCAUCCUCCUCCUGUCGUCCGAGAAGAAAGUCUCGGAAAAGGACGCCCAAAUCGUAAAACUCCUAUCCGACGCCGGCCGCCCCGUGAUGCUCGUCUUUACGAAAAUGGAUAAAGCGCUCUCCCGCAAAGCGCGCGAAGAGGGGGGCAUCGCGCAGCGGUUACGCGAGGCGGAGCGGUGCUUUGCGCGGACGGGGUGGGAUGGCUGGGUGAAGAGGGUGUACAUCACCGCGGCGCGGAUGGAGCGCGGCGAUAAGAGCUGGAAGGUGGAUGAUGGAACGAGGAGCGGUGCGGCGGGGAUGGCGGGUGUGAGGAUGGGGGUUCUUGAGUUGGCGGGGGUGAGGGAGUUUGUUGCGCCGGAGAAGGCCAAGGUGGUGGCCAAGGCAUUGGCGAAGAAGAAGUCUCAAAGGGCACGGGAGGAGGGAGGAGUAGUUGAUGAGGGCGAGAAGACGAGGUUGGAGCCGGGUAAGGCUUUGGAGAGCGAUCCGGCAGCGUGGUCUGGGGAUGUGGUUUCGUUUGAGGAGCUGGAGAAGAAGUUUGGGGACUGGUCUUCGUGA